CAAAUACUAACCUUUCAGACCACUUGCGAUUGCGGUAUACUUGCACAGAACCUCCUUCCAAUAGCUAUCGAGUAAGUCUUGACGGUCGUCCGUACGAGAAGCUAUACAUUAAGAUACCCGAUAACCUAGCUACUUUUAUUGCAAACCAAAGAGAAUAUACCUCUAAACUUUGCGUUUGGUAUACCUGUCCACUUCUGGGUCAUAGCUUGCACCCCAAUGUCCUACGCAAUUCCGAUGUAUCGUGAGAUCGAAUCCAGUGACUGGAGCUCCCUCGUGCGCUAUCAUGUUAACAGUAUAAGGGAAACACUCUCCACACAGUGUUCUCAAAGCUCCAGUGAUGACUGGGUUUUUGGUAUCAAAGAGUACUUUACAUACAAAUACUUAGCGCCCCAAGUGUCCAAACAAAUCACGUAUGCGAACAAGGAAGCCAAGUUUGAUGAAGACGACGCUUCUACCCGCUUGGCCUUUGCAUUGGUCUCGUCAUGGAAAGGUAUCACCAAGGUGGAGAUCCUCGAUAUUAUCGGCACUAUUGAAAUUGUAACUGCAUCGGAGAAUGGUGGGUCUAGCGGGGUGGACGAGUUAUUGACAGACUGUGAGAAGAUGUAUAAGGUGCGGUACUGGCUCUCAGAGCUACGGGCCUUGCGAGUCUACACACGGAUGUUGGAAGGAAAGGAGGUAUUUGGCUUGGAUGUGACGAAUAAUUUGGAAAACUGUGUCUUGCGGAACGAAGGUCCAAUAAUCUGGUUGGCUAUCUGCCAAUUAGAGAAAUUGGUGGAGUUGCAGCUCAGCUCGGAGAAGUUGAAGGAAGACGAACAUUUUAAGGUGGAAACCAUCCGGCAGUUUUGUUAAAGGAUAACUUUGAAAGGAAUAGAUAUUGAGCAUCCAUUAAUAGCGCAAUAGUGCGCCAGAGACAUUUUCUUACGAUUGCGUAGCGGGUAAGCUUGAGUCUGAAUCUCCAACAUUCCUUUGAAGCCAUACGAAUAGAUUUUAUGACUACCC
Babjeviella inositovora NRRL Y-12698 is the source of this 999-nucleotide messenger RNA. RefSeq lists its product as uncharacterized. Lineage: Eukaryota; Fungi; Ascomycota; Pichiomycetes; Serinales. The transcript has a single exon. The record is from RefSeq and is a predicted model, not a curated record. The coding region runs from base 217 to 849 and encodes 210 amino acids.